GGAACAAUUGUAAACAAAGUUGCUCUGGCUAUGAGUCUGUGGUGCACAUAUCAGCUGAUUCGGAGGGGAGUAACUUCUACUCUCGUGACUGACUUUGGGACGCUUAAUUGGCCCCAUUAAACGGGUAACUUUUGCCAUUAAAACAUCUUAAUGUCUCAAAAAGCGCCCAUAAAGACUGGAAUAUGACUGUAACCCCAUUUUUCUGCUUUGAAUAGUGAGACGUAACCGAGUAGAGGCAAGAUCCAACCUAUGCAUGUCGUACUCAGCUUACCUAGGCUACUACUCAAUCUUUUCCUAUAGUGACUGAGUUCCGCCCUCACUAUGUCGUCGGAAGACUUGGAGCCAUUAGCCUCCGUGGAUGGCUUGGAUAGUACAGUUCCCAUAUCCGUGGUGAGUAUAGAAGCUGCCAGGAGAUUGCGGAGAAACCAAUCAGGACCGAGAGAACGAUCGUCUUCUGACCGCUAUGUCGUUGGACUUGUCACGCCACAUGUUGAUCACGAAGAGGUCGAUUACGACGACACAAACAGUUUGUUGGGCCACAAUCAUGAGCAGAUAUUCUUACCAGACGAUAGCGGAGGCGAUGUCCUUCAGUCCUGCCUGCUUGAUAGUGCUUAUGGAGAUGAAGAUGAUGAUGGUAUUAGUUGGGUAAAAGCCAUGUUCCUCAUAGUCAAUGCUGGAUUGGGAGCAGGACUUUUAAAUUUUCCAGAAGCAUUCCAAGCAGGUGGAAUAGUUUCUUGGAAAUGUAUUCAUGUGAUAUUUACUGCUUGUGCCUUAGGAUCUCUUCUUAUUAUUGGUCGUUGUGCAAGUGAAAGGAACUGUAAAACAUAUCAAGAGUUGAUUCUACAUAUGUGCAACCCAUGUUGGAGCGUUUUGGCUUCAAUGUUUAUAUCCUUGUAUUGUUUCAUCACAUGUAUAACUUUUAUCAUCAUUAUUGGCGAUCAGUUUGACAGAGUAUUUGCUUCCUACAUUGGAAUGGAUUUCUGCCAUCGAUGGUAUCUCCACAGAAAGUUCACAAUGACAAUUACUUCUUUACCACUUAUUUUUCCUUCCUGUUUCAAAAGAAUUGAUGGCCUUAGGUUCAUGAGUUAUGUUGGUGUUUUGUCCAUAUUUUAUCUGAUGGCUAUCAUUGUAGAAGAGUUUUAUAUGGGGAACUACCCAAAGGGUCCUGUGAUAAUAUAUGAUUCUCAUUGGUCAGAGGUUGUUAAUGUGUUGCCUACAUAUGCUUUUUGCUACCAAUGUCAUGUAAGCAGUGUUCCAAUAUACUCAUGUUUAAAAAAACAGAUGGUCCAACAUUUGCAAAGUUACAAAAAUAAUCACCAGUCAUAUUAUCAAAGUACCGUGACAACUGAAAUUAAUAUUAGGCCUAAUAAAGAGUUACACUUAAUUACCUUAAAAUAUGCUUGUACGUCAGCAAUUUUUGUUUGCUUGACUAUUUACACAAUAUCAGCAAAUUACGGGUAUCUCACGUUUGGAUCACUUGUGAAUGGAGAUGUUCUCUUGUCAUACGAUGCUAGAAAGGUACAUGUGUUUGUUGCAGUUAUUCUUUUAGGAAUCAAAUCAUGGACAACUUACCCAAUUCUCCUGUUUUGUGUUAGGGAGGCAGUAAGUGACCUUUACAUACAAAUGAAAUCCUUGUCUCCUGUUGAAGCAUCACUCAACGAACCUGCUCGAAGAAGGAUUAUCGCCAUAGUACUGUGGGUAUCAUCAAUACUAAUGGCAGCCUUUACGCCCAAUAUUGAUAUUGUGGUAAAACUUCUUGGGAGCUUAGCUGCAUUCUUCAUAUUUGUGUUUCCAGGUAUGAGUUUGCUACAGCUUGUGUUAUUUGAAAGUGAAAUGAACAGUUCUACAAAAACCUGGCGUGAAGUUGGAUUGUGUGUAGUAGGUAUAUUAUAUGUAAUGCUAGGAAUGUUCACUUUCGGUCUGGCUUUUGUUUUAGGGGUAGAAAAUAUGAUUGAUCCAGACGACUCUAGGCCAUUAUGUGAAUAGUUACUUUGAAAUUAGACAAAAUUAUUUAGUAAGAAGAUAUUUUUAUUAUGCAACACUUGAUGAUCUUUUUCUGGUGAUACAUCUUACAUUUUUAAAAUUUUGCAGAUUUUAAGUACCAUACAUUGAUAUUUUAUACUAUUUAUGCAAUAAAUUUUUUUAAAUGUAAAAUUU
Macrobrachium nipponense is the source of this 2157-nucleotide messenger RNA. RefSeq names its product sodium-coupled neutral amino acid transporter 7-like. NCBI's taxonomy places the organism in Eukaryota, Metazoa, Arthropoda, Malacostraca, Decapoda, Palaemonidae. Gene Ontology annotation, molecular function: L-amino acid transmembrane transporter activity. Gene Ontology annotation, biological process: amino acid transmembrane transport. The record is from RefSeq and is a predicted model, not a curated record.